AUGCUUCCCUUGCGUCUCUCGAGCCAGAAUCGGCGGAGGACCAUACCUCACUUCCUUGCCCUUCUAACUGAGCGCAUCUCGUCUGUGCCUGGUCCAGUAUGGAUCAUCCGCAUCCUCGAGAUCGCUCGGCCUGACCAAGCGGGAACCCUCAUCACCAUAUUCCCGCAUACGGAGCGCCGCGAGGAGCAGGCGAUAGGUGCGGACGUCGUCAUCAUCAACGGACGAGUUCACACAAUGGACACGAACAACAACCUCGCCAGCGCUGUGGCGAUCAAGGACGGCAAGUUCGUCUAUGUUGGUGCCGAGGGCGAGGAGCUUCCGCUCUUUAUCGGGGAGCCCCGCAUUAUCGACGUCGGCGGAAGACUGGUCUUCCCAGGCAUCAUCGAUAGCCACAAUCAUAUUGUUCUCAUGGGUAACCGGCCUGGACACCACACGCCUCUAGAGAACGCUUACUCCGUAGCCGAUGUGCAGGAGACAUACGAAGCCCGCGCCCGGGACCUUCCUGUCGGAGAGUUUGUCACGACUAUUGGAGGUUUUCACAUAAACCAGUUUGCCGAAAACAGACUGCCCACCCUACAAGAGUUAGACGAGGCAGCUCCGGAGCACCCCGUUUACAUUUCCCAGAGCUUCUUUGGCCCCAGUAUUACAAACACUCUAGGCAAGGCAUUCUUCGAGGCCGCGGACCCCCAUAGCGAGACGGGCAAAGCCCUGUUUGCCCUUCGCGAACUACACGGCUUCGAGGAUCGCAAACGGGGAGUCAAGGAUGCCAUGGCGUAUGCUGCAUCGCUCGGCGAUAACUACGAAAUGCACAAGCCUUGGCUCGCGGUAUACGACGAAGGCGAAGGCAGUGUGCGUCUACGCAUCAACUAUUUGCAUUUUGACGACUCUCUCGAUCUCCCGUCUCUUGAACAGCGCUUGAAAAAUUCGUACAAAUUCUUUGGCAACGAUAUGGUUCGUACUGGUGGGAUCGGCGAGUUCAUCUCCGCAAAUCAAACCGGAGGUCCCCUUUUCGACGAGGCUGCACGGCGAAUCGCUCAGGCCGGAUGGAGGGUCGAGGUUCAUUCGCUCACAAGCACCGAUUUCAAGACCGAGAUCGAGGCGUUCGAGGCUGUCAAUACCGAACAUAGUAUCCAGGAGCUACGCUGGGUUGUCGCGCAUGUUCCCCUCAUCACCGAUGAGUAUCUUGAGCGGCUCAAGGCUAUUGGCGGCGGAGUUACCCUCACGGGCUACCUCUAUCUCGCCGGGCGAGGCCCCAAGGCCGGGCCACCUUUCAGAGCUAUCCUUGAUAGCGGGAUCCCCGUAGGCAUGAGCUCGGAUGGUAUGCAAAUCGCCCCUAUGAACCCGUGGGUGCACGCGUACUAUGCCACGACAGGCAAGAACGCCUUAGGGGAACUCAUUAACGAAGGCCAGCAAAUCACUCGCCAGGAGCUUCUCGAGCUGUACACUAGCAAGAACCAGUGGUUCCUCGGAGGCCCCGACGAGAAGCUUCUCGGUGCAAUCGAAGUCGGCCGCCUAGGAGAUUUGAUCGUACUGAACGAUGACUAUUUCUUUGUUGAGGAUGAGGAGCUCAAGAAGCUUCGGUCGGUUUUGACAAUUGUUGGUGGAAAUAUUGUACACAGUACAGGGAAGUUGGUGAUGCCUAGUACUGUAUUUGUAAUGGUAGUGGUAAUUAGGGAGAACUAG
This is a messenger RNA of Parascedosporium putredinis, 1683 nucleotides long. The record is from the annotation of a GenBank genome assembly. Lineage: Eukaryota; Fungi; Ascomycota; Sordariomycetes; Microascales; Microascaceae.